Molecule: messenger RNA, 2328 nt
Organism: Penicillium maclennaniae
Lineage: Eukaryota; Fungi; Ascomycota; Eurotiomycetes; Eurotiales; Aspergillaceae
Product: putative GTPase activating protein (Gyp3)
Exons: 2
Coding region: 1-2328 (775 amino acids)
Source: RefSeq, a predicted model, not a curated record
AUGGUCACAGAAAUUGGAAACCCUCGAUAUCCACCUCCCUUGGGCGCAUCCGAUCUUCGCGGCCGUCGGAGGGCCCCUCACCAGAAUCAACCGCGUUUAGAUCCAUUGAAGAUUGAACCACGCGUAACGCGAACCAACCCGAUCCCGCGAUCGACACCAAACUCUCCCCGCUCGGCACACCCACCGCGUUCUCGCUCUCCUUUUCCAGUCAAUCAUCCUGUCGAAGAUCGGCCAUGGAUUCCGGAGGCGCUCAGGGCUGGCUCGCCCCAAGGCCGUGAAGAAUGGAGAGCGAAAACACCUACCGGUCGUAAUUCCCCUUAUACGCCCCCAGCAGACCGACAACCCCCGACAUGGUAUACAGGCGAUAAUGAUUUCGACAAGCCCAAUCCGCGCAAAGCCCCGCCUGCCAGGGGCGGUUUGCGUAUUUCCAUGUCGACGUCCAAGCUGCAUAGCAACCGGCCCAGACUUCAAGAGGCCUCGGACGUUCGCCAGGACUUGAACCCACACGAUCUGCCGUUGCCGCGCUUCCCUCCCAGCGGACCCGCGGAUGAAACUACACUCAGAACCAGCGUCAAUUCGACCCUGACUUCUUGGUCCAGUGUAGAACAAAACAGUGGUACUGAGCGCAGCAGUGUUCUUACUAAGAGCAGCUCCAUCACCGACCUUUCACCCGAUACCCCAGACGCUCCUCAUAUGGAUGAAGGAAUGAGUGUGGAAGAUGCGAUUUCCAUGUACCUAGACGGCUUCAGCGACGUGACCGAGGAACCUCCAUCUCCCAAAUCCUACGCGGAGAGCAAGGCCCCAUCAGUAACACCGCCCCCAUCAAGAGAUUCGGGCUUGGACGACAUUUACCAUCCCAAUACGAGAUCGCUGGACGACAUCCCUCCCAUUCCCUCACUGCCACAGCCGACCUUGCUGGAGCCUACAGCACCUGGGACGACAUCACUGGAGCGUCCUGUCUCAGAGCCUGUUCCCACAAGUCCGCCGCUACCACCCCCGACUCUUCAUUUCGAACCAACACCACUCACCUCCCCAACUUCCGACAAACCGGCCGGUCCUCCUCCUCUCAUGCCUGGAAGUGAGACUAGGGAUGAAUACGGGUUCCGCAAAGCCACGCAGUACGUCACGUCGGAAAUGUACAAGGCCUGGAAAGGCCCGUAUUCCAGUUAUGCGGGCCAUCGACAGACCAAGUGGCACGAGAUGCUCAAGGAGCACGGUUUGAGCACAGACAAUCCAACCGUAUUCCCAGCGCAGUCCAAUAAGGUCAAGCGUUUCGUGCGAAAGGGCAUCCCGUCCGAGUUCCGGGGUGCAGCGUGGUUCUGGUAUGCCGGCGGGUACGAGCUACUGAACCGACACGUUGGCCAUUAUGACGACCUAGUGCAAAAGGUCAUGAACUCGCCGAGUAAUGAUGACAAAGAGCAUAUUGAACGAGACUUGCAUCGCACGUUUCCAGACAACAUGCACUUCAAGCCGGAAGGCACGGAUGCUGCCCAGUCUGGCAGUAGUAAUCCCAAACAUGCCGAUAUCCCGACAGAGACGCAAAUGAUUCAAUCCCUUCGCCGGGUGUUGUAUGCUUUCGCACUCCACAACCCAAAAGUUGGCUACACACAGUCGCUAAACUUCAUUACCGGCAUGCUCCUUCUCUUCCUUCCUGAGGAAAAGGCAUUCUGGAUGCUGCACAUCAUCACCUCAGUCUAUCUACCUGGAACCCAUGAAAUCAGUCUGGAGGGUGCAAACAUUGAUCUCUGGAUCCUCAUGGUUCUUCUUCGGGACUCCAUGCCCGCCAUUUACGCUAAGAUCGCCAGCAUGGGUGGGACACCCGCCGGCCGCAAGACGCCUCCUCUGACCGUCAACUCGCGACUGCCAGACAUCACGCUGGGAUUAACGAACUGGCUUAUGUCGGUGUUCAUUGGUACUCUACCUCUGGAGACCACGCUGCGAGUCUGGGACGUCUUCUUCUACGAAGGCUCAAAGACGUUCUUCCGCGUCUCGCUUGCCAUCUUCAAGGCCUGUGAACGCGAGAUCCUCGCAGUUUCCGACCCAAUGGAAGUCUUCCAAGUGGUGCAGACCGUGCCUAAGAAGUUACUCGAUGUCAACACCUUACUUGAUGACUCCUUCAUGCGACGCCAUCGAGUCGGACAAGGUCGAAUUGACGAGCUAAGAGCGGCACGACGGACGGCUGUCCGGCAGGAGAAAUUGCGACGGUCAGCGGCCUUUGGCAAAGGUCAAAUUCAAGCAGCCACCGACGAUUUCGAAGCACCUCCACGAAAUGGCCAUCCUCGUGUCAUGGAUUCUCUGCGCCAACUCAAGCAACACACAUUCCGAUAG